Patella vulgata (common limpet) is the source of this 1445-nucleotide messenger RNA. RefSeq names its product endoplasmic reticulum-Golgi intermediate compartment protein 3. The transcript has 13 exons. Gene Ontology annotation, biological process: endoplasmic reticulum to Golgi vesicle-mediated transport; retrograde vesicle-mediated transport, Golgi to endoplasmic reticulum. Lineage: Eukaryota; Metazoa; Mollusca; Gastropoda; Patellidae. Gene Ontology annotation, cellular component: endoplasmic reticulum; Golgi membrane; endoplasmic reticulum membrane. The coding region runs from base 140 to 1306 and encodes 388 amino acids. The record is from RefSeq and is a predicted model, not a curated record.
GUACGCCUGUGCAGAAGGCUUUACGGAAGUUGAUGUACAUUAAUGGCGACACGCAGAAGAAUUUGAUUCGUCUAUGAAUUUACACCAAUAAUUAUCUCGUAAGAAAAUAUAAUAGAUCUGGAUCUUAUUAAUCUCCAGAAUGUCUGCUAAAGAAUUAUUUGAGAGGAUUCGUCAAUUUGACGCUUAUCCAAAAACAUUAGAAGAUUUUAGAGUGAAAACCUUUGGUGGAGCUGCAGUGACUAUUAUUAGUGGCUUAAUUAUGGUAAUACUGUUUGUAUCUGAGAUGAAUUAUUAUUUAACAAAAGAAAUCCAUCCAGAAUUAUUUGUUGACACCACACGUGGUCAGAAGUUAAAAAUAAACAUAGACGCAACAUUUCCUAAAAUGCCAUGUGCUUAUUUAAGUAUAGAUGCUAUGGAUGUAUCAGGAGAACAACAGAUUGAUGUUGAUCAUCAUUUGUUAAAACAAAGAAUAGAUAAUAAUGGUGUAGCAAUUUCAGAAACGCCAGAAAAACCAGAUUUAGGAGAUCCAUCCCAAAAACUUGUUGAGGUAGUAACUAAACCUUUAGAUCCAGCUAGAUGUGAAAGUUGUUAUGGGGCUGAAACAGAAGAAUUAAAAUGCUGUAAUACAUGUGAAAAUGUACGAGAAGCAUAUAGAAAGAAAGGUUGGGCAUUUAAUAAUCCAGAAUCUAUAGAACAAUGUAAUCGUGAAGGUUGGACCGAGAAGAUGAAGGCACAAAAAGAUGAAGGCUGUAAAGUUUAUGGUUAUUUAGAAGUAAAUAAGGUUGCUGGCAAUUUUCAUUUUGCUCCUGGAAAAAGCUUUCAACAACAUCAUGUUCAUGUUCAUGAUUUACAAGCUUUUGGUGGACAAAAAUUUAAUUUAUCCCAUCGUAUAAAUCAUUUAUCAUUUGGUCAAGAUUAUCCAGGCAUAGUUAAUCCUCUAGAUGGUCUCAAGCUUGAUGCAGAACAAGCCCAAAUGAUGUAUCAGUAUUUUAUAAAAAUAGUCCCAACAACAUAUACAGAUUUAAAAGGAAUGACAGUAUAUACCAAUCAGUUUUCAGUAACAAAACAUUCUAAAAUUAUAUCAAGUGGUAUGGGAGAGAGUGGUCUCCCUGGAAUAUUUUUUAUGUAUGAGCUAUCUCCUAUGAUGGUAAAAUAUACUGAAAAACAAAGAUCUUUUAUGCAUUUUUUAACGGGUGUUUGUGCAAUAAUAGGAGGUGUUUUUACAGUUGCUGGUUUAAUAGAUUCAAUGAUAUAUCAUUCAGCUCGAGCUAUACAAAAAAAGAUAGAUCUAGGCAAAGCAUCAUAAUUCUUUCUCACCACAACCACCAUCGUUUUCAUAUUUUUAUUCCAUUUUUAAAUGUUAAUUAUUUUAAUUAUCUGUUGUUACUUCAUGCUUUAAUAAAAAAAAACACUUUAAUCAUAAUAAAUCUUUUAAUUUAAAUAUA